AUGGGCCUGACCGGGGUGGGCUUCACCCAAACCAACUUGGGUCUGGCGGGGUGCGGUAGGCUGUUUAGGUCACCACACGAGGACCAGCCUAGGGCCUGUGUGGCCGUUAAAGGGCUGGAGAACCAGCUAUUGUCAGAUUUCUGUUCCAGGGACUUGGUAGCAGUUGUGAUAGAGGACGCCAGCGGGACCGAGAUUAAGACAAAGAUGGUAGUGGCGUCGGGCUACUUCCCACACGAAGAGGACGAUCCGCUGCCAUCAGACCGGGUUGUACGACUGAUGAAGUUCUGCCAAAAGGAGCAAUUUCCCCUGAUAUUGGGGUGCGAUGCGAACGCGCACCACACGGUGUGGGGAAGCACGGACACCAACAGGAGAGGCGAAAAGCUGUUAAAAUUUCUGGUGUCCACAGACCUAGAAAUUCUCAACAGAGGCAGGGAGCCUACCUUUAUCACGGCGGUGAGAAAGGAGGUUCUGGACCUAACUAUCUGUUCAAGACAGGUAGUGCAGGAGGUGACCGGCUGGAGGGUCUCUGACGAGCUCUCGUUGUCGGAUCACAGACAGAUCACCUUCAGGCUGGCUAAAGUGCAAGCGAAGGUAAGAUCAGUGAGGGAUCCGAGGAAGACGGACUGGGACUCAUUUCGAGAGGACCUGGCUGUCGGUCUUAGGGAGUUUCCCAAAAGACAUGGGACCCCGCAAGAGAUCGAACUGUGCGUCGAGCACCUGCAAAGGGCUCUCGUCGGGAGCUUUCAGGACAACUGUCCAGAAAGGACAGAGCUCAGGAGUGCUGCACGUCGUGCCUGGAACAGGGCCAGGAACAAGGGCCGCCAGGCUGACUGGGACCUUCACCGAAGGACUCAGAAGGCCUAUAGAGACUCUGUGAUAAUGGCUAAAAAGGAGAGCUGGAGGAGAUUCUGCGAGUCGGUGGAGAGGAUACCUGAAGCCGCUAGGCUCGGCAGAAUCUUAGCCAGAGAUCGGGACGCGGCUCUGGAGGCCAUUCGGCUCGACGAUGGGACGAUAGCGUCUGGAGAACGAUGCCUAAACCACCUGCUGGAGUCGAACUUUCCGGGCUUCCGCGGAGGGUACGAGGAAAAGACUGGUCUCUUGCGACAAAAAUCGUUGGGCCUGACAAGGUCAAAUAGGCCAGCUUGGAGGCAGGCGAGAGUUGUGUUCAUUCCCAAAGCGGGAAGAACGGGCUACAGCUCCGCCAAGGAUUUUCGUCCAAUCAGCCUGACGUCUUUUCUUCUCAAGACGCUGGAAAGGCUGGUGGAUGUCUACAUACGCGACGUGGUUCUACUGCAGCACCAGCUGCACGUGAAUCAGCACGCGUAUCGCACGGGACAUUCCACAGAAUCGGCGCUUCACUCCGCUGUAUCGUUUAUCGAGGAGCAAUUGGAGAGGAAGGGUUUCGUAGUUGGCACCUUUCUAGACAUAGAAGGGGCUUUCAACAACACACCGCACGAGGUGGUGUGUGAGGAAGCGACUCGCAGGGGCGUGCCGGAAAGAACCGUGGAUUGGAUCAGAGGCAUGCUCGGGCGGCAGGUAACGGCCUCAUUGGGAACAGUGAAGGUUAGUGGAUGGGUGAAGAGAGGCUGCCCGCAAGGGGGAGUUCUUUCUCCACUAUUGUGGUGUCUGGUGGCGGACAGACUGCUCAGGACGCUGAACGAAAGGAGCUUUUUUACAUUAGGAUAUGCGGAUGAUCUGGCUAUCCUGAUACGAGGACCCUUUUUAGAGACGCUUCUGGAACUCACGCAGAGAGCCUUAGAGGCGAUUGAGGAGUGGUUUAGCGAGACUGGUCUGGCAGUGAAUCCACUAAAGACCGGGCUCGUAAUCUUCACUCGCAAGUACAAGACUUGGGGUCUCAAACCAAAAAUGGUCCACUGGAUAUACACAGCAAUACUCAGACGUAGGCUGCUUUACGCGUCUGUCGUAUGGUGGCCAAAGGUGCUGGGAAAGACCGCUAAGUUAACGUUGGAGCACGUCAGAGCUCUAGUUUUAAGAGGGGCUCUGGGGGCCAUGCGGACCACGCCGGUGGCGGCGAUGGGGAUGGUCAAGCGAUUUAAGGCGCUUGAGGAUCCAAAAAUUAACUUGCGACUGGUCUGGGACUGCAAGUGCGUACUGGAUAAGUUGGCGGAGAAGAAUGAUGUUGGCCUAGUAUGGGUCCCUGGGCACGCGGGGAUCAAGGGCAACGAAAUGGCGGACCUGCUUGCUAAGGAGGCGGCUGAAACAAGGCUGGACCUGGCCAAGAGCAUAAGAUCUCUAGGUAGGAAGGACGCCAGGCUCGCGACACAACUGCUCAUGGGCCAUGGCGACCUCAACUACCACCUGCACAAAUUGGGUCGUAGCGAUACGCCCAGCUGUAGGUUGUGCGGUGAAGAGAAGGAAACUAGCCUCCACAUUUUUGGAAACUGCCCAGCAUUGGUCGGACCAAAAACACGCCUGCUGGGCUCAGGUUUUCUGGAACCGAACCAGUUCCCGUGGGACGACGACGAUCCUAGAGACGAUCCUGAGACGACGGCGGCACCUGAAACAAAAAGAAACAUACGAUUAAUAAUAAGUCGAAAAAACGUGUGUUGUGAGAAUCCGAGUGGAGGUGAUCCGAUUGGUGGUAGCAGUCUUUCCGACGGAUGCAACAGCGACGAACUUCCAGCGUUCCUGAGCAAAGCGGCGAUCCUGGAAGGCGAUCCCUUGCCUCUUGGAGGGUACAAAGAGGCUGGCGACUGUGUCAACCUGCGAAAAAAAGAUUCUGCCACGAACUGUACCCAUCUUCUCCGAGCGAAAACGAGAGCUGAAAUGAGCCCAUUGGCUGGAUCCCGAGUGGAGGGGAGCGCAGCCAAGCCGAACUUCUGGGAUUGGCCAGACGAUCCAUCCGGCAGCGGCGAGCAGUGGGGCGAGCUGCUAUUGGACCAAGAACAUGGAGAAGACACCGUAGCUCUCUGA
Monomorium pharaonis (pharaoh ant) is the source of this 2934-nucleotide messenger RNA. RefSeq lists its product as uncharacterized. Gene Ontology annotation, molecular function: nucleic acid binding; RNA-DNA hybrid ribonuclease activity. The record is from RefSeq and is a predicted model, not a curated record. The transcript is spliced from 10 exons. NCBI's taxonomy places the organism in Eukaryota, Metazoa, Arthropoda, Insecta, Hymenoptera, Formicidae. The coding region runs from base 1 to 2934 and encodes 977 amino acids.